Messenger RNA from Uloborus diversus, 1281 nucleotides. RefSeq lists its product as uncharacterized. The coding region runs from base 1 to 1107 and encodes 368 amino acids. The transcript has 6 exons. NCBI's taxonomy places the organism in Eukaryota, Metazoa, Arthropoda, Arachnida, Araneae, Uloboridae. The record is from RefSeq and is a predicted model, not a curated record.
AUGUUUUCAAAAUUCAAGAAACAAUGCUCUGAUCGUCAAGUACGACGUAGAGUGAACUGUGAAUUUGAUAAUGAAGUAUCUUAUAUUAAUAAUGAUCAAGCAUUAUGGCUCGAAAAUCAAGUAUCUUAUAUUAAUAAUGAUCAAGCAUUAGGGCUCGAAAAUCAAGUAUCUUAUAUUAAUAAUGAUCAAGCAUUAGGGCUCGAAAAUCAAGUUGCUGAUACUGAUGUUCCGUCUAAUAAUGUGUUUAUUAGAUCUUAUGAGGACUUAGUUGAUGAAAAUUCUUCAGAUGAUUUCGUCGAUUCGUCCGAAAGCAGUGAUGAUGAUUUUGAUGAUGAAUUGUUUUCUGUCGAAUCUGACGAAAUGUUUUUACCAAAACUAAGAGAUUGGGCAGUUGACUGUGGUAAGACAGAUGGAGAGUCCUAUAAUCUGUCUACCCCGUCAGAUCUGUGGGGCAUAUCACAGCUCAAUAGGCAUCCCAGUAGCCAGUCUUUGUUGCAAAAUAAAUCUUGUGGAAACAGAGAAUUAUCUUUAGAUGGAAAGCAACCUCCUGCACUUGCAUCCAGCUCGAUUUUGUCGAAUAAAGAUGUAGAGGGAUACUUAAAAGCAAUUCUAAGAAAUGUCAUAUCUAUUAAGAAUAGAAUUAAAAAUUUGGAAGACCACAACAUAGCUCUAGAGGCAAAAAUUAAUGAAUUGGAUUGUGUGAAAAGGGAUAAAACUGAGAAUUUGCCGAAUGACUUGUCCAAGUUGCUACCACUCUCAACUUUUGAUGAAUUCAAUAUGCUUGAAGAAAAGCUGUCUGAUGAAAUGACGAGAAAACAACUGGUAUCUUACUUACAAAGAGUGGGAGGUACUGGGUUUCGUCAGGUAGCAACACUAGUGUUGAAGAAAUUGUUUACAGAUGCAUUAGCAGCUAAGUUCAGCUUCUUGGGACAGAGGGGGAAGCUCAGCUUUAAAACAUCAAGAAUAUGCAGCAUAAUAUUUGAGAUUGCAACAAGUACCAAUUUGAGUGGAGCAACAGAAGAGAAGGUUACGAAAGUUGUUGCUGACUGGUUGCGUCAUGCAAACUCACGUGACAAGAGAAAAAGACAAAAUCCAUCUGUACAAUAAUUAUGAUAUUGUUGUUUAAUAAAUAAAUUAUGCAGUCUGUUUUGAAAUUUAUGUAGAAUUUUUUUACAUUUCUUAAAUUUCAAUGCAUUAAUAACUCAAAGUAAUUUGGCUUUGAUAUUUCUUUUUCAAUGAUUAAUUACUAAUUUAUUCAAUGAUGUCAAUUUUUGCAAAAUA